This is a messenger RNA of Cavia porcellus (domestic guinea pig), 2404 nucleotides long. RefSeq names its product vomeronasal type-2 receptor 116-like. The coding region runs from base 1 to 2370 and encodes 789 amino acids. The transcript is spliced from 6 exons. Gene Ontology annotation, molecular function: G protein-coupled receptor activity. Gene Ontology annotation, biological process: G protein-coupled receptor signaling pathway. Gene Ontology annotation, cellular component: plasma membrane. Lineage: Eukaryota; Metazoa; Chordata; Mammalia; Rodentia; Caviidae. The record is from RefSeq and is a predicted model, not a curated record.
AUGGUUAUUCAGUUCAUAGUGAAAUUCUACCAAAAUAUGCUUGCCUUCAUUUUUGCCAUUGAGGAGAUCAACAGGAAUCCUUAUCUUUUACCCAACAUAUCUCUGGGCUAUGAGUCCCAUAAUUCUCUGCACAGUCAUGGGAAUAUAUUGAAGAAUGUCCUCAUGUUGCAUGCAGGACAGGAUGAAGUCCCUAAUUACACCUGUGGCAGAGACAGCAAGUCUGUAGCAUUGCUCACAGGAACCUCAUGGGCAACAGAGGCUCAGAGUGGACCACUGUUGGAGCUCUACAAGUUUCCACAGCUGACUUUUGGCUCUUUCGAUCUUGUUCUGAGUGAAUACGGCCGUUUUUCUUCUCUCUAUCAAAUGGCUUCAAGGGACACAUCUCUGGCGCUUGGCAUGGUCUCCCUGGUGAUUCAUUUCAACUGGAACUGGGUAGGAGUGAUUGUCACAGCAGGUGCAAAGGGUCUUCAGUUUCUCUCAGAUGUGAGAGCAGAGAUGGAUGGGAACAGAGUCUGCUUAGCAUUUGUAAAAACAGUCACAAGUGAUCCUCUGUUGUAUGUUGCAAAUACAGAACUACAUGACUUCCUGACCAAGGACACCAUUGGAGUAAAUGUGAUUAUCAUUUACCAUGAUACUGAGAAUGUCAAUGACUUAAACCAUAAUGUAGGGUUACAUUUAGGGACAUGGAGAGUCUGGGUAACAAACUCACAAUGGCAGGCUGACCUGACUGGGAAAAAUUUCCUUCGUGACUCAUUCCAUGGAACUUUCAUUUUUUCAAAUCACCACAAGGAGAUUUUUGGUUUUAAAAAGUUUAUUCAGACAGUGAACCCUUCCAUUUACCCAGAAGACAUAUUUGUACAGCAGUUUUGGUACUCCCAUUUCCAGUGCUCAUUAUCUGACUCUGGCUGUGCACUGGAGAACUGUAUACCCAACGCCUCUCUGGAGUGGCUGCCUGUGAAUCGUUUUGACCCCGCCAUGAGUGAUGCGAGUUACAACAUAUACAAUGCUGUGUAUGCCGUGGCCCAUGCCCUACACGAGAUGCUCUUGAAACAAAUACAAAAACAACCAGCGGGAAAUGUGGAAGAAAUAGUGAUUUCCCCCUGGAAGCUACACUCCUUUCUGAGGAACAUCCAAUUUAACAACACUGUUGGAGACCAAAUGAAUUUGGAAGAGAAAAUAAAACUGAAUGCAAAGUUUGACAUUCUCAACUUUUGGAAUUUUCCAGAAGGUCUUAGACUUAAGGUGAAAGUAGGGGAAUUUUCCCCUUAUGUCACACAUGGUCAAAAACUAUCUUUAUCUGACGAGAUGAUACAGUGGGCGAUGGGAAGUACAGAGACCCCCCGCUCUGUAUGCACUGAGAGUUGUACUCCUGGAUUUAGGAAAACCCCUCAGGAGGGAAAGGCUUCCUGCUGUUUUGAUUGUAUCACAUGCUCAGAGAAUGAGAUCACCAACAACACAGAUAUGGAGCAGUGUGUGAAAUGUCCAGAUCAUCAGUAUGCCAACGAUCAGAAAAACCAGUGUCUCCAAAAAUCUGUGACUUUUCUGGCUUACAAAGACACCCUGGGGAAGGCUCUGGUUAGCACAGCCCUGAGUCUCACCAUUCUCACAGCUGUCGUUCUUGGGCUCUUUGUGAAGCACCGAGACACUCCCAUUGUCAAGGCCAACAACCGGGCUCUCAGCUACACCCUGCUCAUCUCCCUCACCUUCUGCUUCCUCUGCACCUUGCUCUUCAUUGGCCGUCCCAGCACAGCCAGCUGUAUCCUCCAGCAGACCACAUUCGCAGUUGUCUUCACUGUGGCUGUUUCCACUGUCUUGGCCAAAACCAUUACUGUGGUGCUGGCCUUUAAGGUCACUGCUCCAGGCAAAAGGAUGAGGCAGUUCCUGGUAUCAGGGGCACCAAACUACGUCAUCCCCAUCUGCUCCCUGAUCCAACUCACUCUCUGUGGAGUCUGGAUGGGGACGAAUCCACCCUACAUUGACACAGACGCACACACUGAACAUGGCCACAUCAUCAUCGUGUGCAACAAGGGCUCCAUCACUGCCUUCUACUGUGUCCUGGGAUACCUGGGCUCCUUGGCCCUGGUCAGCUUCACUGUGGCUUUCCUGGCCAGGAACCUGCCUGACACCUUCAAUGAAGCCAAGUUCCUGACGUUCAGUAUGCUGGUGUUCUGCAGUGUGUGGGUCACCUUCCUUCCUGUGUAUCACAGCACCAAGGGGAAAGUCAUGGUGGCCAUGGAGGUCUUCUCCAUCUUGGCCUCCAGUGCAGGUCUUCUGGGUUGUAUCUUUGUCCCUAAGUGCUAUAUCAUUUUGUUAAGACCAGAGAAGAAUGCGCUACAUGGAUUCAGAGAUAAAACACAUUCUAGGAGAUAAAAUUUUUUAAGUUAAAACAUAGUUUCCUUAAAAU